Notothenia coriiceps (black rockcod) is the source of this 1495-nucleotide messenger RNA. Its product is annotated as diacylglycerol O-acyltransferase 1-like. Gene Ontology annotation, biological process: triglyceride biosynthetic process. The coding region runs from base 15 to 536 and encodes 173 amino acids. Lineage: Eukaryota; Metazoa; Chordata; Actinopteri; Perciformes; Nototheniidae. The record is from RefSeq and is a predicted model, not a curated record. Gene Ontology annotation, molecular function: diacylglycerol O-acyltransferase activity. Gene Ontology annotation, cellular component: endoplasmic reticulum membrane. The transcript has 6 exons.
UUUCUCUGUAGGACAUGGAUCUGACCAGGAUGACUGAGAGACUUCUAAGAUUAGCUGUUCCUAACCACUUGUUGUGGCUGAUGUUUUUCUACGGGUUCUUCCACUCGUCUAUGAACUUCUCCGCUGAGCUGCUGCGCUUUGGAGACAGACAGUUCUAUAAUGACUGGUGGAACUCGGAGACGGUGACAUAUUUCUGGCAGAACUGGAACAUCCCUGUUCACAAGUGGUGUCUACGCCACUUUUACAAGCCCCUGCUCAGGAGAGGAUUUAGUAAAAUGGUCAGCCAAUCAGCUGUCUUCUUCUUGUCAGCUUUCUUCCAUGAGUAUUUGGUGAGCAUUCCUCUCAGGAUGUUCAGGCUUUGGGCCUUCACAGGCAUGAUGGCACAGAUUCCAUUAGCCUGGUGUGUUGGUCGCUACCUGCGUGGUAACUACGGCAACGCUGCAGUGUGGAUGUCAAUUAUCAUUGGUCAGCCUUUCGCCAUACUGAUGUACGUCCACGACUUUUACGUCCUUCACUACAGACAGGAGGCUGACUGAUGUGUGCACACACACACACACACACACACACACACACACACACACACACACACACACACACACACACACACACACACACACAAACACACAGCAAAGGUGCUUGUCAGGAAAUGAUCACAUCCUGAUCAUAGUUUGUUUCUAAGACACCUUAACCUUUGUAUCUUCCUGCAAUUGGUGUUUUUUCUUCCUGAAUUUUUUUUUCAAGCUGACAGGAUCUAAGAAAAGCUUACAGUUGGAUUUUAUAUGUAUUUAAAGUGGAAAAUGUUAAAUGAAUAGUUGAAAACAACAAUGUAACUUGGUAGCGUAGGAAAAGCUUCACGUCUCCAUGGAGUGACCUUUUUACUCAGGUUAUUGUUCCUCCAGUGUCUUUUAAAACCUCUGAUGGCCAAUUUGGGCCAUUUUCGGUUGUAUAUGUGGUACUGCAGAGAACCUUUCCUUGGUUUUACCAGAGAGGGUUUGCUCCUCCUCAGCAGUGUGCUUGGCCAGUGUAAUGUGGCUCAAUUGUUAAGUUGACAACACAAUUCAGGUGCCUUUGUAAAAACUGUGAAAGAGAUUAAUGUCCCACUACUUCCUUUUUGUGAGCCAAAGGGGCCUUUAUCUGUCCGGUUUUACUGUGAGGUGGAAAAAUCUAUGUUUCAUGGUAUGAUUUUAAUAAUGUACAAUUGUAAUGUUUUGUAUGAUGCUUUACUUUGUUGGUUAUGGAAAGGCCAGCAACUGCAUGUCUGUUUGUCCUUUUUUAUGCCUAAAGUGCCAUUUCUAUAAUACAGCACACACGCAUCAUCACAUCAACAUUUUACAUAUAUUGAUUUAUUUUAGAUCAGAAAAAAAAUGUUUGAAUGUGAUCAGUGAAUGAGUGUGUUUUUUUUUUCAUGGUACUGGCUUAUGGACUUUUGCCAAGUAAUGAUCAAAUGUGUGUCUGAAAAUAAACAUACAAAGAUUUCCAUUUGACUCUUACUUUU